Molecule: messenger RNA, 1695 nt
Organism: Trichoplusia ni (cabbage looper)
Lineage: Eukaryota; Metazoa; Arthropoda; Insecta; Lepidoptera; Noctuidae
Exons: 11
Coding region: 447-1625 (392 amino acids)
Source: RefSeq, a predicted model, not a curated record
UUUAACGUAAAUUUUUAAGUAUCCCUUUGUCGCAGUUUUCAACAACCAAAACAUAUAAACUUGUCCGGUAAAGAUUGACCGUGGGCAUUGAGCCAGCUUAUGUUCCUCGCAGUCAUUAUAGGGUUCGUCAUUCUGACAACAUCCCUAAAUGUGUGAACUAUUUCACUCUAUUAACGAAGACUGGUUAUAUGUGGACCAACAACAUCAUUCAUAUUUCCCCACCAAAAUUAUACCCACCUCACACACCGCGAUACUUUUUCAUGUAGGUUCAUUGAGUCAUUUCAAAAAUCGAAGACAAAAAACAAGGAAGUUAGCUGUCAAAAUUUACAAAGCGUGACGUUUCACCCAUUUGUGCAUUUCUUAAAAUUGUUGGCCAAUUUUCUGGUGGCGAAUCAGUAAGAAUUUAGGGUACUUAUAUCGUAUGGAUGCUUGAAUUGUCGUGAAAGAUGUCAGAUCAAGAGAAGAAGUCCGGCGGUUCGACAACCGGCGGUUCGCCUGUGGUGAUGGUGGAACAGUCGACGGCGAGCAGACACAAGCAGCCGUACCGCCCCAACGACCUGCAGGAUGAAGCGCCGCCCGACCACCACAAGCGCUCGCGCGCGCCCGCUGUCCCCACAGCUCUAACUGAAGAGUUUAAGGAUACAUUCGAGAACCCUACUGUCAAUGGAAAGGAACCCGAAUGCGCGGUGCCUUCCGAAAAGCACAAGCAUAACGUCGCGAAGAAACUGUCUUCAACCAAGAAACGAGAUACUUCACCGGACCCGAUCAAAUCGUCUCCGAUAGAACUGGAGCUGCAGAAAACUGAGACCAUAGCAGCUACUGUUGCGGCACCCGCACCCGCACUGCCGAUACCAGCGGUAGUGCCUUCAGCAGCCAUCGAUAUAGAGAAGGGACAUGCUGAAAGAAAGAGCGACGAGGAUAGCAUAACGGAAGAAAUAGCUGAGUUGCGGACCUCCGAGUCUCAUAAAAAAUCCGGUGAAUGGGGCAAAGAAAAGGGCUCAGAUACUGAAGUAAGGGAGACCGACGAAGCCGUUCCACUUCAAAGAAAAUUUGCGAAUGACAUUGUUGAAACAAAUUUUAAAAUCGAACAAAAAGAUGAUGAACCAGACCCAGAGCCAGAGAACACGGUGCCUCUACAACGUAAACUAGGCAGUGAGAUAAUAAAUGAUGGUAGCACGAGUUCUCAUCUGUUAAAGAAAAAAGAAAUCUCUUGGAGUGAUGCCACCUACUUGGAUAAAGUACCGUUGGAGGAUUUGUCCGCACGAAGCGCCGCGUGGAUGUUGGAGAGGAAAACAUCUGUUGGACCCUGUUACAGAAAAACUAUGCCUUACGGAGAACCUUCGGGAAUCACCAUUUGCUUGCCGAAGAAAUCUUUCAAAAGCCUCAAUGAAAUUGUCAACCCAAGGAAGUCUGGAAUUAGCAUCACUGUGUCAAAGAGAUGUAUCGAUAGCGCAAUGGGGCCACCAGUUGAUGAACUGAAGAAAAAUGCUCGUGGAAAGACGCUUCUGAAGGAGAAAAAAGUUGAAUUAAAAAUUGCAGACCCUCACUAUGUAAACUUCUUUGAAAAUAUUAAAGGAAAAGUUGACAACUUCUGUGGCAAAGUGAAACAUGUUAUGCACUUGUAAAGCAUCAAUGUUAUUUACCCCCACAAUGCAUGCAUUUUGAUAAUUUUACCCAGUUUCGCUAUUUCAUUUU